AUGCCAAAAGCAUACAAGCAACGGAAAAGAGAACCUUACAGCUAUGAGAGUAUGCAGAAUGCAGUGUCCUCUGUAAUGAAAGGCACUUACUCAAUUAGAAAGGCUGCCGAAAUGUUUAAUGUAAAUAAAUCAACCCUACAUGACACGAUUAAAAAAAAGUAUAAGAACCCUGGUCAACCUGGUAGAAAAACAGCGAUCCCACCAGAAGUUGAACAUAAGAUAGCAAAUGCUUUGAAGGAAGCAUCUAAACAGGGCAUGGGCAUUUCAAGGCGGCAAUUACUGCGCCGGGUAGGCAGUUUAUGCAAAAAAAUGAAAAUCGAGGUUGAUCAAUUUAAGCAACAGACCCCCGGGAAGGACUGGUUUGUUGGUUUUAUGAAGCGACAUCCAACACUGUCAAUUCGCAAACCAGAGAAGUUAGCGACAACAAGAGCAAGGAUGACAAACCCGGCAAUAGUAUCAAAAUAUUUCGAUGAUCUUGGGCAAAUUUUGAAAAAUCUUGGCUUGUUAUCAAAACCCGCGUGCAUAUGGAAUUGCGAUGAAACUGGAAAAAGUUUUGAGCACACACCAGUAAAAGUCAUUGCGGAAAAGGGAUCUAAGGCUGUGGUAGGGAGGACAUCGUCAUGCAGAACAAAUAUAACGCUCAUGGCAUGCGUGAAUGCUGCUGGGGGUAAGAUGUCUCCAUUGUUUAUUGUCAAAGGCAAGACAUCCAGAUCCUUGCAUGGAUUUAACACCCUUGCUGCCCCACAAGGAACACGCUGGCACUACCAAGCCAAUGGCUGGAUGAACGACGACAUUGGCGAAAAAUGGUUUGAGGACGUAUUCCUUAUGGAGUGUGGCAAAGAAAGGCCCCAGCUCCUGAUUUUGGAUGGCCACUCCUCCCACGAGAGUCUUUCCAUCAUUGAGUUGGCCAUCCAGAAUGAUAUCCACAUUCUGAGCCUCCCUCCUCAUACUACACAUGCUCUUCAACCUCUUGAUCGCUGUGUAUUUGGUCCACUUAACAGCGCCUACAACAAUGAAUGCUCAAACUUCCUUAACCAGAACCCACUUAACAACAUCAACAAAUGGUCAUUUCCGGGUAUUUUGGCAGUUGCAUGGGAAACAGCUGUCUCCAAAACAAAUAUCCAAGCUGGUUUCCAAUCAUGUGGCAUAUUUCCGUUCAAUCCAUCAGCUGUUGCUCCUGAGCUGUUGAAGCCUUCCAUUCCUUCAAAUAAGCCCAAACCACUUCUGUCUUCCGCAGAUGAAAUAUCAGCAACUACCACUCUUUCUGAGCAUUCUGAGGUAUCCUCUGGUCCCCCCUUGGUUUCUGGUCCUUCUGUAUCUUCUUCUAGUGGUCCAGUAUCUUUCACUAUUGUCUCUUCAGGAGUUGGUUCAUCCUUAUUGCCCACAGUCACCCCAUCUACACGACAGGAUCUUUCCAUUAAUGAGGCCCCUGAAAUCAAUGAAAGUCAAGAUACUAUAAGUCUUGUUACACCUGUUGACAAUAUGACAACUCCUCCCUUGGCAGAUGACCCAGAAAUGCUACUUGCAUUGAUAAAUGAUGGCAAUAUAGAAGUAUUCACCCCAGACGAAGAGGGCACAGUUGAAAUUCAUCAGUCUGGUAUUUGGGAUUCCGCCAUAUCAGACAUCUUUCUCCCACUUCAGUCUGUUGAACCAAAUAAACCAGCUGAUACUAAACCGAGAUCAAAGUCUUCAUCUCACAGACUCUUGACCUCGGAAGAAAUUCUUCUGGAAAAACAGAUGAUGUGGCAGAAGAAGGAGAAUCAUGAUAUUUAUUUCAUUGUUGAUGACGAGUAUUUUAUACUUAACAAAGCACCACUACAAGAAUGA
Molecule: messenger RNA, 1827 nt
Organism: Saccostrea cuccullata (small rock oyster)
Lineage: Eukaryota; Metazoa; Mollusca; Bivalvia; Ostreida; Ostreidae
Exons: 2
Coding region: 1-1827 (608 amino acids)
Cellular component (GO): nucleus
Molecular function (GO): DNA binding
Source: RefSeq, a predicted model, not a curated record